AUGUCAGAGGACUCACCAUGGGCCAUGCAAAUACAUGAGCAUCUCUUAUCCAAGGGGCACUACAUCAUCAGGGGUGCAGUCCAAGUCUUAGACAACGAAUUCGCAGGAAUCAAAUUGAUUCUUCAAUCCCUGAUUUUAAUACUCCGCGAAGAUGACGAAAAUGAAGAGUCAAAGGAUGAAGCCGAGCGAUGGCUCUCCGAAUUUGAUGAGACCGUUGAACCUCCGAAAGUAGUUUCUGGACAUACUUUUGAUCACCAGAAACAUAGACUCCGGAGUUUUAUGGCUAGAGUUGAGGCUAGGCUGUUUGAAUUGAAUGCUUUGGUGCUGCCUGACCCUGUGCAGUACUGA
This is a messenger RNA of Glarea lozoyensis ATCC 20868, 348 nucleotides long. RefSeq lists its product as uncharacterized. NCBI's taxonomy places the organism in Eukaryota, Fungi, Ascomycota, Leotiomycetes, Helotiales, Helotiaceae. The coding region runs from base 1 to 348 and encodes 115 amino acids. The transcript is spliced from 3 exons. The record is from RefSeq and is a predicted model, not a curated record.